Molecule: messenger RNA, 762 nt
Organism: Brassicogethes aeneus
Lineage: Eukaryota; Metazoa; Arthropoda; Insecta; Coleoptera; Nitidulidae
Source: the annotation of a GenBank genome assembly
AUGGAUCAACUAAAAGCCGAGCAGCGGCUAACAAUAAUAUAUGUUUUGACAUCCAUUUUUGGGGCUGUAGCCAGCAUUACCUCUGGUAUAGCAUGGGGUCAUUGGAAGCAAACUUUGGACCAGUGCAUAGGAAGAAACUGCAGUUGCAUUUUGUUUGGAGAACACACGCCUUCAAAAUUUUUGGGAGGUAGCAAUGGUUACUGCAUUUGGGUGACUUUUGGGCCACUUUUCCUCGUAUUUUUCUGCGUUGGCUUAACCUGUUUCCAUGGUUACAGGGUGUUAUUUUCGUCAAGAGCGCCUCCGUCAAGGAAAACUAGAUCUGUUGUGGCAAAAUUGGAGCCUGGAGAAAAUGUUUUGAUAACCGCUGUAUCCCAAGAAUCCACGAGCCCUCUGCCAAGAGCUUAUUGGAUUAUAGUGGCCGUAUUUUCUGUGAUUUCCACGAUUUACGCGAUAAUCCAUUUCUCUGUUUUCGUGCAGGGUUUUUAUAAAACUUGCAAUCAAUAUAGAUUGGAACUGGAAAAUAAAUUUCCAGUAGGCGGGUCUGCCUUACCUGUCAUACAUGGGCGUUUGUCAUGCCAGGGCAUAUUCGAUUUCAUGGAUUAUUUUGAGAUGGACAGUGGGAAUGCCUACAGAGGAGGUUUUAUAAAUACUGGUCUCGAUUUAAUUUUGGGUAUAAUUGGUGCUGCUUUCACAUGGAUGCUUUUCCUUCUAGCUUCUUACAUUAAUAUUAAGAUGGUACAAGCUAGUGGACAUGAGGAAUAA